Molecule: messenger RNA, 1233 nt
Organism: Trypanosoma conorhini
Lineage: Eukaryota; Euglenozoa; Kinetoplastea; Trypanosomatida; Trypanosomatidae
Product: Trypanosoma vivax
Exons: 1
Coding region: 1-1233 (410 amino acids)
Source: RefSeq, a predicted model, not a curated record
AUGCAUUUGGCCGCAAGGGAGUGGUGGUGGAAGGAGGAAAGGGAAGACGCUCAUGUCGUUCUUCUUCGACGGAGACGCGGGGGAGGAGCCUGCGCGGAAGCGGUGCCGCACCGAGCAGCAGCAGCAGCAGAAGCGGCAGGAGCAAAGGCACGCUUCCGACGGCCUUGUAGCCGGCAAUGGGAGGGUGACGAGGAGGAGGAGGAAGAGCAGCCGGUAUUGGCGAGAGAGCGCGCUGCUCGGGUGGGACUGAAGCUCCUGCAAGGCAUGCAGAAGCCCCUCUCGUCCUCGUCCUCGUCUGUACUCCCUGCCGGGGACGAAAAAAUGCGUGUGGUGCAGGCAUACGUGCCCCUCUCCGUCGGCGGCUUCAUGGAAGGUUCUGCGGAGACGGCGGUGAACGACAUUAGCCAAGUGCGGCCCGGCAACGUCAUGUGCCUCCGCUGCCCCACCUCCCCCGCCCCGCGGGCGGGUCCCGGCAUUAAUUUUGUGAAGGAGGCGGACCUCACCGAGGAGGAACGGCGCUACGGCAAGCGACUCUCCGCGGAAAUGACGCAGGAACUCUUCGAAGUGGGCCGCGUGGACCGCGACGCGGGCCUGCUGGAGGCCAUCUUUCUUGACGGAACGCGGCAGAAGUUGAAGGUGUACGCCGUGCGGCCCGCCGGAUUUCUGGAGACUGAGCUGUUUCGAAGGUGGAAGCGUGAUCCGAGCUCCAGGCCGGUGCGCACCGUGUACGCGGCUUCUGAUAGCCUCGCCGCCUCCCAGCCUCUGCCGUCAGCGACAGCGUCCGCCGCCAACAGGACCAGCAACGACAACGAGAGCGCCGCGGUGGGCGUGGCUCGGACGCCGUGGUGGGUGACCCCGCAGCUCAUUGUACGCGUCGUCGAGAAGUCGGCGGGGGAGCUGUUUGGGGAAAAGUUUGUGGUGAAAUCGCUCACGCGCAGGGAGGGGAAGAUACGGCUCGUGCCGUGGCAGCGGUCCGCGGGCAGUGGCGAGCCGGCAGCGCGGUCGUUGCUUGACGUUGUGGGCUGCGAAGCGCUGGAGACGGUGGUGCCCAAAGUGGGCGAGCAGGGCAUGAUUGUGCUUGGGGGCAUGCGUGGGGAGUUGGUGACCGUCGUGGAGCGGCACCGUGACGCCGACGGUGAGCUUGCGUCGCUGAAGGUUUGUUCCACGCUAACGCAGAGGGAGUUUGUGGUUGGUCCGCAUGAAGUCUGUCUGUUGGCGCGUCCGCAGCGCUAG